Molecule: messenger RNA, 648 nt
Organism: Fomitiporia mediterranea MF3/22
Lineage: Eukaryota; Fungi; Basidiomycota; Agaricomycetes; Hymenochaetales; Hymenochaetaceae
Exons: 3
Coding region: 327-533 (68 amino acids)
Source: RefSeq, a predicted model, not a curated record
ACAAGACAUGUCGUUGUUGAUGUUGAUUUUGGUCUUGAAAGAGGAUAAAGUUAGAAUCUGCCACCAUUACCGUUUCAUUGCAAUUGCUGAGUAUUGUACCAAGAUACCCGAAAUCGAGUGAAUCGGCAAUGUAGCACUCGGAUUCAAAAAAACCUAAUCCAUAGCUGACCCCACAAAGUACAAGUAACAGACAAAGCAGAGUUCCAGACAACAGGUUAUGUAUGGGCCAAAGAACAAGCGUAUGCAAAGCACCGAGGGCUAGAUGCGUUCUACCAUAUAGAUAAGGACCUGAGGUGGUGGUACAUAAAUAACCUGGACAGAGCACAAUGCACAGCAGUACGUCUCCAGAGCCCACCAUAUAUGCUGAUAUCAGUGCAUACAGGAUGAGCAACGUCGUGGAAACCGGGGUACAGAGAAAGGGUGAUAGGCCGUGUAACAAUUGCGUUCGAAGCGGUUCUAGACUAUUCCCCCUCCGCAUUUGGCUCUUUCCGACUCCCGAGCGUCAGCACCCUCUAUUCCACCAAAAUGCUUAAAAAAAAGUGGCACAUGGACAUGCCAUUGGAAGAACGUUGAAACACGAGUUAUUCCGCAAAACGGACGCGAUUGGCAUGGCGUUCCGACAAGUCGCUUUUUUGUGCAGCGUCGUUU